This is a messenger RNA of Cucurbita pepo subsp. pepo (vegetable marrow), 743 nucleotides long. The record is from RefSeq and is a predicted model, not a curated record. NCBI's taxonomy places the organism in Eukaryota, Viridiplantae, Streptophyta, Magnoliopsida, Cucurbitales, Cucurbitaceae.
CAGAGCAAGGUUUUUGAAGAUGAAGCUGCUUCCUUCUUUCUUCAAGAACAGAGAAUCGUCGGACAGGCCAUGGCAAUGGCCGAUAUGCGGAAGCUCCAAAACUCCUUCAUUCAGAGCAGGCGAUGAAGAAAUCUUCAAGACAGUCAACUCAGUCUUCUUCGACAAUCUUCUCUCCGAUCGAAUCGAAACGCCUGAUUCUUGGUUCGCGAAAUCAUCGCUGUUCGAAUCCGCUAGGUUUUCGACUGAUUUCGACGACGAUUUCGAGGUCGUGGUCCGAGGCGCGAAAUCAGAGAGGCUAAUCUUCGAACCUGGCGAAACGAAUUGCAUUAUAAAGAAAUCAGCAGAAGAAGGAAAGUGCGAUUCGAUUCGAUUCGAAGGAAGCGUGGUUGUAGCAAUGGAAUCAGAAGAUCCGUACCUGGAUUUUCGAAGAUCGAUGGAGGAAAUGGUGGAGAGUCUUGGAAUUAGGGAUUGGGAGUGCUUAGAAGCGUUGUUGAAUUGGUACUUGAGAGUGAAUCAGAUCAAGAAUCAUCGUUACAUUUUUGGUGCUUUCGUUGAUUUGUUGGUUGAUCAUGGCGGCGACGGUGGUUUUACGGAUUCCACUUCCAUUUUUUCCGAUGAACUGAUCAUCCAGAAUUCUCCACCAUCCAUUACGUAAGAAGAAUUUUGGCCAUUUUUCUGUGAAUAUUAAUUUCAUUACGUUUCGAAAUUCAACUUUAUUAUUAGUUGAUGCAAAAUUAUUCUAU